AUCCAUCAGUGGCGGCAACUGAGAUAAGGCAUGAUGAGCCACCCUCUCGGACGCUGGCGGCGACGCAAGCAGUCCACCCCCAGCCAUCAUGGUGCCCGCCGGGAGAGUCUUCCCGCCGUUCCUGUUGCUGCUGCUGGCCUGGACCUUCCCCACGCGUGUCUACAGUCAGCAGGUCAAUGUGAGUCUUGUGUCGACAUAUUACGUGGAAGUAACCUGGGUCAAGACAUUACUGUGGCUGGGCGUUGAUGACUACAAUGUCAGUUUUACCGCAGAGAGCUCCAACGAAUGUACUAAGACCAUCCACUGCUCUGACAUCAUCUGCACCUUCAACAGUUUACCUUGUGGCGUGGUCAGCCCCUGCACUAACACCACCACCACAGUCGCCGGGGACACGUAUUCUGCGCCACCCCUCUCCGCCGUCACUGGUCCGGAGAAGGUCACCAACUUCGCCAUGAAUCUCGAGGAAGGAGUUGAGUAUAUCUCCUGGGUAAACCCCUCGACGGACUCCUCCCCUUGCUACACUGAAACUGCCGUCAGAGUGUCGUUCAAUGACGAAGACUCCAUCAGCUACUUCAAUCACAGCCAAGAGAGCACCAGCAAGGGCCUGUGUGCACCAGGUUACGGGACGGUGGAAGUGUGGACUCAAGGCGGCGACGGGCACAGCAACUCAUCCUGGGAACCCAUCAUAUACAGCGGGUCAGGAGUGGUUGAUGUGGUGACAUUUGAAACUUGCGAGCCAGUGGGAUGUACUAGCCUCCAGGUGGAGUGGUCCAACACCCCGGUGUGUCCCGACGUGGAGUACCUCUCAGUAGAGGUGGGUGACGUCAGGCAAAAUGUAUCCACCAACACCAGUAACCUGACUGUGACGGGCCUCGAAGUUGAAAAAAAGUAUUACACCUGCAUUUAUGCAAGGAAUAAAGACGGAAAUGUACUGCAGCAUUCCUGCAUGAGUUACUGUGAAACUCCAACUCAAGUGCCGGAGAACCUUACGGUCAAACCCCUCAGCACUUCUGCUCUUCAUUUCACCUGGGACCCUCCCGUGUGCCAGAAGCCCCCGGUCCUGUAUCAACUCGAUAUUGAUUACCAUUAUUACACUACAACGGAAACUGAAUAUAUAGUGGAUGGUUUGAGGUCGUUUUAUAGGUAUAUCGUAGAAGUGCAAGUAGGCCAAGGAUACCAUUAUAGCGACGAAAAGGCCACCAUGACCGCCUACACGUUGCCAAUCAGCCCGUCCCUGUAUGUUGAGUGGCGUGGUGAUAAAAUCUAUGCAUCUUGGAGUUUCUCUGCCUACAACCAUUGGGGUUUCACCUUUCGCUUCAAGGUCACGUGGGGCGAGUCCCUACAACACGAGGAGGAAACGCUCAAUUAUCAUCUCUGGAUCGAUGAAUUCAACAGCACGGAUGAGGUGUACCGGGUCUGUGUGGCUGUCUAUCCCAUAGGCAGAGAAGACCUGAUGAGCGACACUGACUGCGAAAACGUACCAGAAUCGGAAUCCGGACUCAGUGGCUGGGCGAUAACUCUGAUUGUGCUCGGGACGCUGGCUGUGAUUGCGGUUGGGGUGUUUUGUGCCGCAGUUCAUCAUAACAAAUCAAAGGCUCAACAACGACAACUACAACAGCAGCAACAGCAGCAAGACGUAUACACUCUCAAUCACGGGGUAACCAAUCCUGCUGCAAUCACAUAAGGGUACAUUUCCCAUGGUAGGCAGUUCUUCCUGUUGUGUCACACCCUGUCCACUGCUGCUGGUCGUGGCACAACUCCACAAGCAUGUUCAAGCACAACGUUCAACUUUUGUUUUCAGUUCAUUAUUAAAAACAAGAGACAAACGGAAUUGUAUCUCAAGUAGCAACUGCUCUCCUGUUAAACUGCAUUUGAUUUCAUGGUGUUUGUUGUACAAAUAAUUCAUAAUAAAAUUUUGCUGUAAAUUCA
Eriocheir sinensis (Chinese mitten crab) is the source of this 1929-nucleotide messenger RNA. RefSeq lists its product as uncharacterized. The coding region runs from base 89 to 1684 and encodes 531 amino acids. Lineage: Eukaryota; Metazoa; Arthropoda; Malacostraca; Decapoda; Varunidae. The record is from RefSeq and is a predicted model, not a curated record. The transcript is spliced from 10 exons. Gene Ontology annotation, molecular function: protein binding.